AUGCCGAACAGUAAGUCAUGUAGGGCCAGAAUGAUGACGUCUGGUGACGCACACGUGUACCCUGCCAAUUCUUGACUGUUUGUCAUCGUGUUGCAGAUGCUCCGCUCGUCAAACAGUCGGCAGUACGAGGCUACGGCGCAGUGGUGCAUCUAUGCGAGCCAACGCUUGCGGCGAGGGAGAACACAGCAGAGCAGGUGCUCGAAGACCUGCGAGCGCAAGGCUACCAAGCCACUUUUGUUCAUCCGUACGACGAGCCGUGGGUUAUUGAGGGUCAAGUGAGUACGCAGCUGUAAGAGACUAUGGUGCAGAUUGUACAUCUUGUAAGAUGGACCAGGCGCGCUCGCGACGCUGAUACUGCCCCACAUCCGGUGGACAGGGCACCCUAGCUUUGGAAAUGUACGAGCAGGUGCAGAUGCUUGAACAUCGUCCCGGCUGUAGCCAUGCUGCUUCGACAGGCACACAGCGAGAAAAUGCCUGGCUGCGACGUUCAGAUUCUCUUCCGCGGUGUGAUUUCGUGAUUGGACCUGUGGGGGGAGGCGGGAUGAUGAGCGGAUCGAGCACAGCUCUCAAGGAGUUGGAUGCGAGGAUCGAUGUGAGGGCUGCCGAGCCUCUUGGUGAGUCACGCUUGCCCAGUGUGCUAGGACCAGCUUAGAUCCAUCUGAUGUACUGUGUCAUGUCUUCUCGCCGUUGUUUCGUUCUCAGGCGCCGAUGAUGCAUCUCGGUCCUUCCAAUCUGGCAACGUCGAGCCCGCCAUCGUCCCAGCCCAGACCAUCUGCGACGGCCUGCUCACAGCACUCUCAUCCCGUACCCUGUCAAUCUUGCAAAGCAAUGUCACCUGCGUGCAUCUGGUCGACGACGCCUCCACACUCCGCGCCAAUCGACUGCUGCUCGAGAGGCUCAAGCAGGUCGUUGAACCUAGCGCGGCUACGUCUUUAGCGGUCGUUCUCUCCAACAAGGACUUCCAAGAGGCAGUGCGGCAAAAGACCAAAGCGAUCGGGCGUCUAUCGUCGCAUGAGAGCUCGCAAUCGGCGGCGACAAGUCAGCAAGGCAUAGAAAUUAGGAUAGGCUGCAUCUUGACGGGCGGCAACGUGGAGCUGGGCAAGCUCAUCCAAGCCAUAGACGGGGCGGAAGGCUGA
Molecule: messenger RNA, 1136 nt
Organism: Ceraceosorus bombacis
Lineage: Eukaryota; Fungi; Basidiomycota; Exobasidiomycetes; Ceraceosorales; Ceraceosoraceae
Source: the annotation of a GenBank genome assembly